UAAACAAUUUCAUAAAAGCUAGGCCCAAACUUGACAAAAGGGACGAUGUGUUGUUAUAUGUUCGAAUGCUGCGAAUCCUAGGCUGAAAUUGUAAAAUCUCCACAUUUAGGACAAAGAAGGUUAAUGUGUUAUUUGUUUAUGUAACUCGCUUAUUUUGUUUAUUUAUUGGUAAUGGUGAUGAUUACUAAUAAUGUCAAAUUGGGAAGCUUCAAAUUUCAGAGGGAAAUUACCCAUUCGUGUCUUCUCAAGGUCGUUGGCAGUUGCCACUUACAGUUGCUUCCUACAAGUCAAGGGGAAUGAGAAGAACUUGCUAAGCUUGGCAAAAUUGGCUCUUUUUUGCUUUGAAAUUGAGUGUGUGAUGGAGUUUCCUUCCUUUGAUCAUUUGAAUGUUUGGAGGGAAUGUGCAAAUGUGCGAGUUUGGAUCCUUUUCUUACUCCUGCUGCUACUGAAGAGUGAUGUGUGUUCUGGUUCUGACUACUUGGUUGGUCUCGGAAGCUAUGACAUUACUGGCCCUGCUGCUGAUGUUAACAUGAUGGGGUAUGCUAACACAGGACAGAUUGCGUCCGGAAUUCACUUCAGGCUGCGGGCUCGUGCUUUCAUUGUUGCAGAGCCAAAUGGUAACCGGGUAGUGUUUGUGAACCUUGAUGCUUGCAUGGCUUCACAGAUUGUGAAGAUCAAAGUAAUUGAGAGGCUGAAAGCAAGAUAUGGUGAUCUAUAUACUGAAGAGAAUGUAGCCAUUAGUGGAAUUCACACUCAUGCUGGUCCUGGGGGUUAUCUCCAAUAUGUUGUGUACAUUGUAACUUCUCUUGGAUUUGUGCACCAGUCCUUUGAUGUCAUUGUCGAUGGCAUUGAGAAAUGCAUUAUCCAGGCCCAUGAAAAUCUCCGCCCAGGAUCAAUAUUUGUCAAUAAGGGAGAACUCUUAGAUGCUGGUGUAAGUCGCAGUCCCAGUGCUUAUCUCAAUAAUCCUGCUGGAGAGAGAAGAAAAUAUAAGUAUAAUGUUGAUACAGAUAUGACUCUUUUAAAAUUUGUUGACGAUGAAUGGGGACCUGUUGGAAGCUUCAAUUGGUUCCCUACUCAUGGAACUUCAAUGAGUCGUACAAACUCAUUAAUUAGUGGGGAUAAUAAAGGUGCUGCUGCACGAUUUAUGGAAGACUGGUUUGAGCAAAAAGAUUAUGGAAGAACAGAUUCUGUAGUAUUUGAAGAUGAUGCCUUGCCCAGAAGAAUGCCAAAUAUAAUUCCUAGCCAUCAUGAUAAUCACCGUGAAUUACUGGAACUGGCUACCUCCUUCCAGUCUCCUCCUGGUAGACCAGUAACUAAAACUUCAAGUGUUGCUAAACGUGUGAGAAGUGCUCAUAGGAAGGUUGGCAAGCGUCGAUUUGUAUCUGCAUUUUGUCAAUCAAACUGUGGAGAUGUUAGUCCGAAUGUGCUUGGAGCAUUUUGCAUAGACACUGGAUUACCUUGUGACUUCAAUCAUAGUACAUGUGGAGGGAAGAAUGAAUUAUGCUAUAGCCGAGGACCUGGCUACCCAGAUGAAUUUGAAAGUACCCGCAUUAUAGGAGAAAGACAAUUUAGAAAAGCAGUGGAUCUUUUCAAUGCUGCAGAUGAAGAGAUUGAAGGGGAUGUUGAUUUUCGACAUGCAUAUAUAGAUUUUUCCCAACUUGAGGUAACUAUUUCUGAUCAAGGAUAUUCAGAGGUUGUAAAGACAUGCCCUGCUGCAAUGGGGUUUGCAUUUGCGGCUGGAACAACAGAUGGACCAGGAGCUUUUGAUUUUCAGCAAGGGGAUGAUAAGGGCAAUCCUUUCUGGAAGCUGGUCCGUGACAUGCUUAAGACUCCAAGCAGGGAACAAAUAGAUUGUCAGCACCCGAAGCCCAUUUUGCUAGAUACUGGUGAAAUGAAGAAACCAUAUGAUUGGGCUCCUUCAAUACUUCCAAUUCAGAUCCUCCGAAUUGGGCAGCUUAUCAUUCUUAGUGUACCAGGAGAAUUCACAACAAUGGCUGGGAGGCGUCUUCGUGAUGCAGUGAAGAUGGUGCUAACUAGUGAAGAAGAUUUUGAAUUUGAUGACAUUCACAUUGUUAUAGCAGGGUUAACUAAUACUUAUUCACAGUACAUCACUACAUAUGAAGAGUACCAGGUGCAAAGAUAUGAGGGUGCUUCUACGCUAUAUGGCCCACACACACUCAGUGCAUACAUUCAGGAGUUUAAGAAACUUGCAGAGGCUCUAAUCUAUGGUGAACCUGUAGAACCUGGUCCUCUACCUCCUGAUCUCCUGGAGAAGCAAAUAAGCUUACUUCCACCUGUUGUGCUGGAUGCAACCCCCCUUGGUGUGAAUUUCGGGGAUGUUUGUGCCGAUGUACCACGGAACUCCACCUUCAAGAGUGGUGACAUGGUGACAGCUUCGUUCUGGUCCGCGUGCCCUCGCAAUGACCUGAUGACUGAAGGCACCUUUGCACUGGUCGAAUUUCUCCAAGAAAAGGAUGCUUGGAUUCCUGCUUAUGAUGAUGAUGAUUUCUGUCUGCGCUAUAAGUGGUCAAGGCCUUCCAAACUCAGUUCUAGGAGUAAAGGAACCUUGGAAUGGACGAUACCGCAGGGUGUGACUCCUGGUGUGUACAGAUUAAGUCACUUUGGUGCUGCAAAGGGCUUAUUUGGAUCAAUUCAUCACUUUACAGGUUCAUCCACUGCGUUUGUAGUAGCCUAAAGGGAGGCAUGUUGUUGCAGGUUGCUGCCGUUACUAUAUUUGUGAUUUCUUGUGCUGAACUUUAGUAGAAUCCUUUCAAUAUCUAAGAAUGAUUCCCUAAUAUUUGUUUUUUUCCUUCCCUUUUGGUAUUAGUUUUAAGAACAAUAAACCACAGUAGUUAAUUUAGUCUAGAUGUGGCUAAACUUACUCUUUAAAAAAUGUUGCUACUAGUUUCAAUUGUUCAUAAUUGGAAAACUGUAAUGUUUCUACAUUUUAAAAUAUAUUUAGGGUUAAA
Glycine soja is the source of this 2969-nucleotide messenger RNA. RefSeq names its product neutral ceramidase 1-like. Bases 191 to 2695 code for a protein of 834 amino acids. Gene Ontology annotation, molecular function: N-acylsphingosine amidohydrolase activity. NCBI's taxonomy places the organism in Eukaryota, Viridiplantae, Streptophyta, Magnoliopsida, Fabales, Fabaceae. Gene Ontology annotation, biological process: sphingosine biosynthetic process; long-chain fatty acid biosynthetic process; ceramide catabolic process. Gene Ontology annotation, cellular component: extracellular region. The record is from RefSeq and is a predicted model, not a curated record. The transcript is spliced from 10 exons.